AUGUACAUAUUCAACAAGGUUGCAAAACUUAUACCAAAACUCAAGGACAAAGAUGUAAAAAACUAUUAUGUUGCUAUCAAAAUAGCAGAAAGCGGGACUUUUAUAAAACAAGAGGAAAAAUUAAGAAAAGCUGUUCAUGCUUAUAAUGUUAGGUCAAGUCAGCAAAAACGAGAGCUUGCCUCGGUAUUUGAAAGUAUAAUGGGUGAUUUCUUGCAUACUAAUUGGAAUGCAAUCCAGAAUGCUGCAAGGAAAGAUGGAGAUUCCGUUGAAAUGCAAGAGCAAGAGAAACAGCAAGAACAGGAGCAAGAACAUGUAAAUAACAAGACAGAUACUAGUGUAUUACGUCAACUUAUAGAGACCGAAAACUCAACUGUUUCAACAGAGACGAAUAAUACGAUAUUAACUAGGGCAGACUUUCCACAAAGACCAAAGAAUGUUAAAGGUCAACCAUACAAAAAAGCAUUAUACAACUACAAUGCUAUUUCCGGAACACGAAGUAUGCGUUUGCCCCUUAGAUUUUCCCUUAGUCGACGAUUUUACUAUUUCUUGCAAUUGCAGAAAUAUUUGAAGGAGAAUAAUUUGCGCAAUUCCAAUCAAGUGGAACAAGAUCAAGAGUCAGAACUGGACAAGAGGAAUAUUACUUAUAAGGAGAAGCAGCAAUUACUCAAAAAGAUUGGUAAAUCGUUCAGCAAAGUUGACUAUAAUACACAGAUGUCGCUCUGGCUCAAGUAUGAAAACAAUAUCUUAUUUGGGUACGACUUAGACAAGGAAUAUAAUCUAGUCACUGUAGAUCAAAAGAUGGGAUAUGGUACAGUUAAUUUUUUUCCCUUUGGAGACAAAGACCCCGAGUUAAGAGAAGCUAUGGCGAGAAAGGGAGCAAGGUUAAGUAAAGAUUUGGGAAUGAAGAUUAUAAUCAACGAAUUUACUGGCAAAGUUUCGGUGCUUGGAAUGACCAAGGCUCAUUUGUGGAACUACUUUUUGGGGCGAGAAUUUAGCAAGGUGAGGCCAAAGUUGCAAAUAAUCACUAGCGAGGAUCAGAAAGUGGAUCUCUUUUAUGGCCAAGUACUUCGCGAAAUUGAAAUUCAAUGGAGAGAAAUGAGCAAGACUGACUAUUCAGAACUAGAAAAAGAGUAUAUGCGGCUUUUAGAGCUACAAAAGGAUAUAUACGGAGGUCACAUUGUUGACAUUGAAUUUAAACAGAGGGCCAUUGGUCGGAACCCGGCAUAUGAUAUUAGAUACAUUAGAGGCGAAGUGGAAUGUUGGGAUGGUCAUUUGAUUCCAAGUGGGACAAGGACUAGCCACAGAGUUCCCGAAGUAUCUUUUUUAAGGUUUGUCAGGAAUCAAACUGUGGGGAAUUAUACAAUCAUUGGGGAACUUAAUAGAGACCAUGUGUGGAACUAUUUUGUGUAUAAAUCGAGUAAGCAACAUCAAAAAGAGAUCUUUGAGUUUCAAAAGGAGUGGAAGUGUAUGAAUGAGACUCAGAAACAACAGAUUGAAUCCGAGUAUAGGGAGUUGUUGCUAUCAGGAUAUGAUAUAUUUAUGGGGAAGAAAGUUACCCAUGAACAGAAACUGCAGCUUGCCAAAAGUUUUACAAAAGAAAUGAAGAAGGAAUACCUUGUUGAGGUUUGGGGUCAAUGGGUUAUCACCAAUAGGCAUUCUAGGAAACCACUGAUACCACCACUCUCCACUCUCUUGGAUGUUUCUCUGGGUAGGACAAAAUUGGUAGAAUCUGUUCUGGAAGUUCAUGCGUACAAUUGCUUUUUAGCCAAGAGAAUCGAUGAAAUGAAGAAGGAGAAGGUUAAUGUUGAGCUGAAAAUAUCAGUAGAGAUGGGCAAGGCUAUUGAGCAUUUGCAAGCCGAAUGGAUUGCAAAAUCAUCCCAUGAGAAAGAAGACAUAAGACAGGAGUAUUUGAGACUCGUUGAAUCUGGUAAGGACUAUUUGUAUGGGGAGAUAGUACCAAUUAUGGAAAAAAAUGAACAUUUGUACAAGAUUCGAGAGUUAACUGGCACGGGCAGCAAUGUGGUCUUUUUGGUCAAGGAGCCGGCACUGUCAGGUGUUAAAGAAAAGCCUAGUAUUUCAGUUGGUGCAAAAGACAAUAGGACAAAUGCAGUGUUGGGGACCGAGGUAGAGCAGAAGGGGGAAUAUAGGGAGAGAGGAGCCGUAGUCGAAGUCGAAGCCGAAGCCGAAGCCGAAGCAGAAUCAGAAUCAGAAUCAGAAUCAGAAUCAGAAUCAAAAUCAGAAUUAAAAUCAGGAUCAGAAACAGAAGCCAAAAGGUAUUAUCAAUUUGCUCGUAGAAAUUAUGAUAACGAAGCAGAUAUUGAUUUGAUUGAACAAGAAUGGAAUGAAAUGAGCCAAGAAGAAAAAGACGAGGUUCAGGAGUCAUAUGAGUUGAUGAAAGUGGCUGGCAAGCAUUUGGUAGAGGGAGAGAUGGUUGAUAUCAAUUGA
Molecule: messenger RNA, 2445 nt
Organism: Lodderomyces elongisporus
Lineage: Eukaryota; Fungi; Ascomycota; Pichiomycetes; Serinales; Debaryomycetaceae
Exons: 2
Coding region: 1-2445 (814 amino acids)
Source: RefSeq, a predicted model, not a curated record